AUGGGAUCACUCUCUCUGCUGCCUCUACCGGUGCAGCUGGUGCUGCUGUGGCCACUGCAGGUCUGGACCAAGGGCCCCAUCCGCGUCUUCGUGGUGCCCCACAGCCACAUGGACGUGGGCUGGCUCUACACGGUCCAGGAGAGCAUGGAGGCCUACGCGGCCAGCGUCUACACCUCCGUGGUGGAGGAGCUGAGCCGGGGGCCCUCCCACAAGUUCAUCGCCGUGGAGCAGGUGUUUUUCCGGCUGUGGUGGGACAGCGUAGCCUCGGCCCGGCAGAAACACCAGGUCCACCGUCUGCUGGCCCAGAGGCGCCUGGAGUUUGUCAGCGGAGGCCAGGUCAUGCGUGAUGAGGCCGUGACCCACGUCGAUGACCAGAUCCUGCAGCUCACAGAAGGACACGGAUUUCUCUACGAGACGUUCGGCUUCCGGCCGCGGUUCUCCUGGCAGGUGGACUCAUUUGGCGCCUCUGCCACGACCCCCACCCUGUUUGCGAUGGCGGACUUUCACGCCCACCUCAUCUCCCGCAUCGACUACGACCGGAAGGAGAUCAUGCAGGCCACCAAGGGGCUGCAGUUCGUGUGGCAGGCGUCCCCGUCCCUGCCGGAGCAGCAGAUCUUCACGCACGUCCUGGACAAGUACAGCUACUGCUCGUGAGCACGCGCCCGGGGCCAGGGGUCCCCCCCACCUCCUCUCUCCAGCAGGAAAGGAUAUUUCUGGGAAGGUGACGUCCUCUUCCCGGACCCACCCUUGAACCAGAUCACCAUGUUUGACGCCUGGGUGACCCCUGAGAAUCUGAAGACCUACGCCUCCGUGCUGGUGAACAACGUCAAGGAGCGGGCCGCCUGGUUCCGGACACCGCACGUCCUCUGGCCCUGGGGGUGUGACAAGCAGUUCUUCAACGCCUCAGUGCAGUUUGCCAACAUGGACCUCCUGAUGCGCUACAUCAACAUGCAGACACGCCUGCUGGGCGUCACGGUGCAGUACGCCACGCUCAGCAACUACUUCCAGGCCCUGCACCAGCUCAGUGGCCCCUGGCCAGUCCAUGACCAUCGUGACUUCCUGCCUUAUUCCUCAGAGCCGCCCAACACCUGGACCGGCUUCUACACCUCCCGCAGCGGCCUGAAGGGGCUGGCGAGGCGAGCGAGCGCCCUGCUGCACGCGGCGGAGUCCAUGUUCGUGCGGCACGUGUGGACGGCGCCCGGCUCGACCCCGCAGCUGGCCUGGGCCCUGGGGCAGCUCCAGCAGCUCCGCUGGGCCGUCUCCGAGGUGCAGCACCAUGACGGCAUCACCGGGACAGAGACGCCCAAGGUGAGGGACAUGUACGUGAGCCACCUGAGGGCGGCCACGCGGGGCGUGCACAAGGUCAUGGACUCCAUUGUGAAGGGCAGCACCAAGACCCACGCAGGUGAGCCGGGCUCUGCGGGACUCCAGAGGCCUCGGACCUGGCCCAGCCUGGCUGGCUGCUGCCCCUCCGAGCCCAGCUGGGGUGCAGCCAUUUCUCCAGCCUCCUGA
Talpa occidentalis (Iberian mole) is the source of this 1512-nucleotide messenger RNA. It is a transcript of the gene MAN2B2, whose product is annotated as mannosidase alpha class 2B member 2. Gene Ontology annotation, biological process: mannose metabolic process. Gene Ontology annotation, cellular component: lysosome. Lineage: Eukaryota; Metazoa; Chordata; Mammalia; Eulipotyphla; Talpidae. The transcript is spliced from 9 exons. The record is from RefSeq and is a predicted model, not a curated record. Gene Ontology annotation, molecular function: alpha-mannosidase activity.